Messenger RNA from Homalodisca vitripennis (glassy-winged sharpshooter), 19773 nucleotides. Its product is annotated as BTB/POZ domain-containing protein 7. Gene Ontology annotation, biological process: morphogenesis of a branching epithelium. Gene Ontology annotation, molecular function: protein binding. Lineage: Eukaryota; Metazoa; Arthropoda; Insecta; Hemiptera; Cicadellidae. The transcript has 14 exons. The record is from RefSeq and is a predicted model, not a curated record. The coding region runs from base 352 to 2913 and encodes 853 amino acids.
ACUGUUAGCAGAUCCCAGUUCACGUAACAAGCAGAAAACUUGUUAAGUGCUUGACAGGGCUGUUAAAUUUGAUAUUGGAGUGUUGUAUGUGUUGUGUAUGGAUAAUCAGAGUUUUCCUUGUGUUUUGUUCAUGUUAUUAAAAUAGAAAAAGUAGAGCUAAUCGGUUGGGUUUCUCCAUACAGCCGUAUGUUUUCUUCACUAAACAAUCAUUCUUUGAAGUAAACAUGGCGGUCGCUUUUAAUGGGUGUUUACAUGGUUGGUGCAUUUUUGUUGAAUUAGAACACAGAAACAGUCUGCAUUUAUGAAAAUAUUCAAUACAAUGGGUCCACCAGCUAUGCUGGUGAAGUGGUAAUGAACAUUUUUGGAGCUCUGAUCCCGUGUGCACUACAGCGGGGCUGCUGGUCUAGCGAUGAGCGCAUGACGGAUAGAAUGGGAGCUGCGACGUCCACACCUCCUGGGGAAACUCCACCCCCUCACCCUCCCAUCAUGCCUUCUUCUACUUCUGACCAACUCUCUGUAGUUGUCAGGGAUCGGAAGAGAAUAAGGGUUGCUGGAUUUGCAACCUUAAGGAAGAAAUUCAUUAGAAAAAGGCGCUCCUCGAAAGCGAUGGAUCAUGGACGGGUUAUAAGAGAAGUGGUUUCUGAUUGGAGUCCCUUGGAGGUGGCAGCACUGCUGGAAGAAUAUGAAGCAUUGGCAAGCCUGAAAGAUUUGUCGAUGCAAGCCGAGCUGGCUCGACCACCCGCUGCCACUUUUAAGCAGGACUUGUCCACGUUAUAUGACUUUAAGUACUGUACAGAUGUGGAUCUGAUAUUUCGUGGUGCAUGUUUCCCCGUUCAUAGAGCUAUUCUGUCUGCCCGGUGUCCUUACUUCCGCGACCUGUUAGCUGGCUGCCCUGGGUAUGGAGCCAGAAUUUGUUUGGAGCUUCGCACACCAGGUGUGGACGUUGAAAUGUUUUCCGCACUUCUCCGGUACCUGUACACAGGCGAUAUUAGUCCUAGAGACGGCAACAUAGAUUUAGCUUUACUUCGUAGACUAGGUGAGGAGUUUGGUACGCCAAAUCCCCUGGAAUCGGACCUGCGUUACCUGCUGGAAACCGGGGACUACGCGGACGCAGCACUAGUGUUCACCUCAGACUCAAGUGGUCAUUCGGAUUACCACCGUCCCGACUCGGCAAGCUCCGAGUACGGUUUCCGGCCUAAGCUGGAGCUGCCGUGCCAUAAGGCCAUCCUGAGUGCGAGGUCUCCCUUCUUUCGCAACCUCAUCCAGAGACGCACCAGAUCUGGUGAGGACCAUACGGAACGUGCUCUCCACAUUCCCACCAGGAUUGUCCUGGACGAGAGUGUGAUACCCAAGAGAUACGCCAGAGUGCUGCUCCACGCAGUGUACCUGGACACUGUUGACCUGUCCUUGAUACUGCGGGGCAGCGGCUGCGGGACCAGUGCUGGCAGUCUUGGGGAGGUGGAGGCCCUGACACACACAGGACGGGUGCGGCCCAGUCCGCUGGAGGAGGCAAUGGAACUGUAUCAGAUAGGCCGUUUCCUGGAGUUGGACAUUGUAUCGCAGGGCUGUGAGGAUGUCAUUCUGGAGUGGCUCACCAUCGAGAGUCUUCCCGGAGUGUUACGUUGGGGAUCACAACCUCACGGCUCGGCCUGGGUCCAUCGGCAGGCGAAACACUUUCUGAGAGAAGAAUUCACACAGAUUGCCCAGUCCAGUGUGCUACACCAGUUGGACAAAGGUCACCUCAUAGAGGCGCUCAACUCUCACUUUCUCCAGGCUAGUGAGCUGGAGGUACUGCAAGCUGUGUUGAAGUGGGGAGAACAGGAGUUGGUCAGGCGAAUGGAGGAUAGAGAGCCGAACUUGCUAAGCCAUACGGCACACUCAGUGACACGCAAGGGGGUGAAGAAGCGAGAUCUGAGUGACGUAGAACUGCGUGAGAUAUUGUCUGAGCUGCUGCCCCUAGUCAGGAUGGAUCACGUAGCUCCCACAUCAUCGGAGACUCUGGGACAGGCCAUCCGGCGGGGGUUGGUGUCUACUCCCCCGAGCCACAUGAUAGGCUCAGAUACACGGGACAGUGUACGUCUCAAUGCUUGGGUCCGUACCAGCCCCAAUAGCAAUGGUCUGUUUGUCAGGCCCAGACUCUUUAUGCCUUAUUAUGAAGAGAUCAAGGCACUAGUAGAAGAUCAGUUGGUGCAAGAGGUCGAGUUGUUGAGGUUAAGACGGGUGCGGUAUAUACCAGACAUACCAGACACUCUGUACAUGGUACAAGACAAGCCAAGACCUCUGGGGGUUGAUGUGCUGGCUGCAUCCAUCCCAGUACCAGACCCAGCGACUAUGACUGCCAUGCUGAAGAGAGAACAGAAGUUGCGUCAGUCACCAAGCUGUCAGCGAGCCCUAGCCUUGCCACUGUCUUCCAGACACGAGGUCCUGCGUCAGAUCAGACUCAGGGUUGUCCGAGAGUUCAACCUGCCUGAUCCUGUCGCUGAUCUUUUAGAGGUGAGCAAACAGAACGCUGCAUGUUACUGUGCCGAGGAGGAGGAGGAGGCUGUAGGAGGAGGAUACGGCCGCAGUGGAUUGCCCUAUGCUAGAGUCCCUGUGCCUCCUGGUCCUGGACCCCCGCACAGACCUGACCUGCCUGCCAUUAUCACCGAAGGGGACCUGUACAGAAGCCACCCUCCCACACAGUGCUGCCUGCCGGCUGACAACGAUGGUCACCUGUCAGACAUCAUGCCAGAUGUGGCGAUGGCCACCGCCUCCUUGAGUCAGCUACAGCUGCAGGACCAGCACCUGGUGGAGUUGGAGCUGGACCUGGGCGAUGGAACCACUCACCCCCACCUGGUGCCCCCGUUUCGCCGAGCAUAUGCUCCUCCACCUUACCAUCGGCCCCACCCUCCUCCACCUCACCGCUUUAUAUAGCAGUGGAACAGCUGCUGAGGUCCACUCCCUUCAGGUGAAAGAGCUCCGACAACUGCCAAGAGGUGUUGUGCGCUAAUGUUACAAGUGUUAUGUGCACAAACAUUCUGUACUUAACGUAUGCUCUGCUGUAUAUACUAUUUAUACAUUGUUCUAUAUAUGUUGUAUAGCUCAGAAACUAUUAUGCAAUCCUGUGAUGUAAGGAUGUCGCAAGAUGGGGACCUUCAGUUCCUUUAUUGUAUUCUUAGUAGCAAUUUAUAAUUUCUCAAAAUCUAUUUAGAUUUCUUGGGGAUUUUAUUUAUUUGUCUGCUCAAUUAUUUUUUUUGCUUUAUACAAUCACUUGUAAAGUUUGAUUAAGUUUAUUGAAUACGUUGUUGAUAUAUAUAAAUAUAUAUUAUUUAAGAUGGUUUUUUUGAGAGUUAGAUAUAUUUGAGUAUUAUUCACUCAACAUUACAUUCCAUCUCUUUUUGCCAAGAUAUUGAUCUUAUGAUCGAUUGGCUGUUAUUUAGUCUUUAUUAAUUUAUGGUGUUUUAAGGAAAGUAAAAGCUUUAAAUAAUUUUAGGAGACGUUUAAUUUUUCUCAAAAUGAAUCUUAUUAAUAUAUUUAAUAUAAUUUUUGAGAUACCGCUUGAAUUUUUAUUUCAAAUUGAACUCAUAGAUGUUGACUCAUACAUAAUAUAUCUGUAGAUGAAUUAUAUCUCUAAGAUGUCAGUGGGUUUGAAUUUUUGUUUGAAACAACAAUUUUUAAGUAAUUGGAGUCGGAAAUAUAGGUGUAAGUAAUAAAAAUAAGUGUAAAAAGUAGAAUAAUAUAUUUUGAGAACUAGAAUCUGUCCUCCUUCAGGUGUCAAAAGAAUACCCUUUGAACUUGGAUUUGAAAUUAUGUGAUUGUAUUCUCAGCUUGUGGAGGUCACUCUUUAAUGGCCCUUGCUGUUACGGCUGUUCAGCUCAUCACACCACUACAUGUUGCUCUGUAUUUGCGCAGUUAUAAAAUUCAAUCCUUAUCCAGUUGUGGCUGGAAAGUGCUGCAAUCUAUCAGCCAAAUAACUAACUAAAUUAAUAUUUCUCUAUUUGCAGCAUAUACCAUGCAAAAUAAUUCUUGAACAUAGUUAACAAAUGUUUUUUAUAGUCAGUAUCAAUGUAGCUGCUAUAGUGUAUCCUUUCAAUUUAUUAAAAUACUACAGCAUAUAGUGGAGCCAAUUAAUCUCAAAAUAUGGAAAUUAGAUGAUAGGUUAAUAUCAGAGACGUACUUGAGACCAAUUACUUGGUUCUUUUCAGAGCAAAUAAUAAAUAACCAGUUGAUAAAGUUUUAACUUUGAAGCUAAUAAAUAGUAAAUUGUUUGAGAAUUUUACUUAAAUAUCAGUCAUUUAAAGAGCCGAGAGUGAAAUACUGCCGUUUAAAUACGAAUCAAAGUGAUGUACAUGGUUACGCAGACACCAAGUGGUGACACAGAUCUUAGCCAAGCCACUGUCUGUGGCUGUAGCCCGCUAAGCUGAGAGGAGAACUACCUGUAAUAAGCGAUGGAUAAGUUUGGACCAUACUAAACGGCCUACCAAAUGCAAAGAGUUAAGUAUGCAUAAAAAUGCUAUAAAUAAUUGAUAACAUUACAAUGAACUUGCCAAGGUCAAACUUGUCAAUGUAAUAAGUUGGUUGUCAAUAAAUCAAGCACAUUUUUGAAAGUCCAUAACAGUCAUGGAAAGCACAAAUCAUACCAUUUCACACCAGAUAAUGUGAAUAGUGAUGGGGAAAUCAUUGUUACAUCUUCAAAGUCACCACUUUCACUUCCCCCAGUUUGUGGUGUUCACAGGAUAUGUCUUGGUUCUGACAUAUUUGGAAUAUCAGUUAUAUGACCUUUGGUGUAUAUAUGUUGAUCAGCAGAUACUUUUUGUGCAUGCUUAACUUUAUGCCUUGGGUGUUUGACUCAUAAAGAGGAAGAUAAAUUCCAGAUCUCUAAAUGUAGUGUUCUAUUUUUGUAUCAUAUAACGAUGGCAAAUGUCCAAAAUCCUGUUAUCCUUUUUAUUCACCCAGCAUUAAAAAUAAACAUAAAACAAAGUGUUAAAAUUUAUGGCACCAAACAUUUAAUUGAAUUUACCACCAGCAUCGUUCUUAACAUAAUAAUUUAUAAUAUUUUAACUUAUUAUAUGCCAAUGUACAACCAACAAUUAAUUACUAAUAAUUUUGCUACAGAUUUUAGUGGGUUUGAGGGUAAAAUUUAAUAAUUGUAAAAGCCUUUCUGGUUUUCAGUCUUUUACAUUGUUAGAAUGUUCUGUUAUUUUGAAAAUCAUGGAAUAUGUGGUACUCAAAAACAAGAAGCUGGCGUAUUAACAAAAAUUUUAUUUUCAUUGAAAAAGCGCACCCCUGUAAUUAAUUGAAAUUUAAACAAAUAUAGGCUCAUAUAGGACAAGUUUUAAAUAUAAGGUGUUUAAAAGUUGAAAGUCAUUAAACUGCAUAUAGUCACACAGAUUUCACUAGUUGCACAUAUCCAUGAAGUAAAUAAUCCAAAUAAGUAACAAAAGUUCGUAGGAAGCUUAAAAAAAUAGGGCAAAAUCAAAAUGCCUUAACAUAAAUCUUGUGAAAUGGUUCAUUGGUUAAAUAAAAAUGAAAAUGAUAAAAAUCUGUUAAUUUGUUUUGUAAGUUGGGUUAGUGAAAUGUUCCACACAAUGUAUAACAAUUGAGUAUUUUAUGAAUUAUGUUUAAGAAUGGUUUUAAACAAACAAAAUGAAUACUGAAUAUGGUUGGCAGUGCUUCCUAAAUAGAUGUAUAUAAAACUUAGUUCUUUUGUUGAAUAUGUUUAAGAAAUCACAAUUGAAGAAAAUGGCUAUUUUUGGAAAUUAAACUCUCACUUUUAAUAAUAAGUACUACAGCCUUUGUUAAAUAAUUUUUUGUAUUUGUAUAUGUGGAGUAUUUAAGUUUGAAAUGUCCUGUAAUUUUAUAAAACAAAAUUCUCAAUUAUUAAACAUGAGACUAAUCUUAUAAGGCUUAGAGGUUCUGUGGAUUCGCUAUGGAACUAUCAAUUAUAUAUUGUCCAACCACUCAGAGCUCAUAUGUUGAACUAUUACAUACUUGUGUCUAUGUAAAUUUCCAUCUUGGAACUUACUUAAUUACUUAAAGAUUGGAAGUGACACAGGAGAUUCUAUUUUGAUUGUUUCAAUCUAUUAAUUGUAUACCAAUAACUGAGCAUUAUGUGUUUAAAGAAAAUAUGGAAAACAUGUGUAUAUGGCAGUUUAAGAUUUUUCCAGCCCACCUUACAAUUUCUAAAGUGUACUCAAAAGUAGAAAUGAGUCUAUCCCCUUUAUACCAUUCUUACCAAUAUCAAAAUUAAAAACAAAUUAUCAGGAGUAGCUUUUACACCUUUUUGAACAUGACAAUUUGCUUACAUGACAUCAUGGAUUUUUAAAAGAAUGUUUGCAAUAUUGCUCUUGUAUGGUUUUUUAGCUAAACAUACAAUAAAUAAACCAAUCUUUUCUACAUUUCAGGUAAGAUUUUGAAUGCCUCAAUUACAGUUGCCUAAGUGGAAAAGUUAAGCACUAUGCAUAACAAGGAAUUGAGUCGACCAAUUCCAAAACUCACUAACUCCACUUUCCUAAAUUUUACAGGAUGAGCAAAAAACUAUAGUGGUUAAAGUAUAACACUCAAGUAAUUAUUUUAUUGUUAUGAAUAAUAAAUCCUACUACUAAUUGGUUAAACAGUAAGAAAUUAAAUGUAUUUCUUUUGUUGAACUAGAAAACAACAGUUAAAUAUUGGAGUUAGAGAGUUUUGGAAAUGGAGAUUGGUAUUAGACAGUUUUGUUGCAGUACGGUUUUGAUUUAGGUAGUUUUGUUGCAACAUUGUGUUUUAGGGCAACAAGGUUGGGUAAAUAUUAUAAAACUUGUAAUAAUGAAAAAAUAUGUAUUUAAAUUAAACAAUUUUGUAUGCAAUUAAACUUAAAUACAUUUUGUUGUUUUAAAUUCAUUUUUUACAAUGCAAAGUUGCCCUCUAAGAUUAAAACUUCAUCCUCCAUUGGAUCUUCAUGUUCAUUAGGAUCAUCUUGAUUAAGUUCCUGGUUUUCCCCAUCAUUGGUAGUAAAUAGAUCAGCGUAGUACCUAAGAAACUCCAGUUGAUCCCAUUGUUCCCCAUAAUGUUUUCGUAGUAGUGUUUUUACAUCCUUAACUUUUGCAGGAUUAACCUGAACAGAAUUUGGUUUCAUCUGGGGGUUUAUGUUUCUCAGACUACAGCCUUUCUUGGCUAUUCCUCUGGACGCUCCUAUAUCGUUUUUAUAGGCUACUUCACCCCUUACUAAUCCAUUUCCUUUUUUGCCUCUUGUUAAUAUGAAUCGUUUACAAGUGGAAAACUUAAAGUGCCAUUGACCUGGCUUCUUUACUGUUGAUCUGCAUACUUCCAUCCAGUUUUCAACAUCAAAGUCCAAACCUAAUCUAUUGACCGUUCCACUUUCUCUAAAAAUGUCAAAGUAUGUGUUUGGAUGGGUGAUGCUUUCAACUUUUCUGACUUUUCUCUCUAUUACCCCAAAAACUCUAUCGGGUGGGAUGUAAGAAUGUCCUGGAACCGGAUAGUGAAUUACAAUUGUCUUAAUGUGCUGAGGUGCUUUAGUCAAUAACCAGUUUAGUAAAGCUGUAAUAAGAAUGGUAUUUUUAUUUUGUCCUCCAGCACCAUCUGCAAACAAUCUAAUUGUAUGUACAUUUUCUGGAUAGACUGUUUCUGAUAAUCGAUGGCGAACACAAGAAGCUAUUUCGCUUGAACCUUUCGCACCUUCCAUUUCAGUCCAAGCAUAAAUGAAAGUGUUUUCAACUGUCUGCUUUGACAAAGAAGAACCGAGACACAUUGUAAAAUUAUAUACAUAAAACUGUCGUAAGAAAUAAGCAGCUUGAUCAGUCAACUUAGGAAAAAUUAGAUUUUUUUGGCAGUCGAAUGAAAACGUGAUUGUCCCAGCCUCUUCAGAUUGCAAUAGCUCAAAAAACAUCUUACCUCUUUUUUUGUGAACUUGUAAUUCUAUUUUCAGUUUCCCCUUUUCUUCAAAAUCUACCACAGAUAGAAUCUUCUCUUUCAGCUUAAGACAUUGAGAACACUGGUCUGUUGCUGGUGACCCAAACCCUACAUUAUAAUUCUCUACAAAUAUUUUCCUAAAGUACUCAUACUUGACUUUAAACUCAUUUUCAGUAGUGUUGUUGUACGAUUUCCACAGAUUAGAGAUACUUAAAUGACUUGCUAGGUACUGCCGUCUGGAUUUCCCUCGGCAAUAAUGUGACUCUACAGGUUGUAGAGCCUCAAUAAAGGUUUUUACUUUGGAUAGUUUUUCCUCAGACUUUUUAGAACGAUGGUCUCCACCUCGAAGUUCUUUUGGCGAUUCGCCAGUUUGAAACACAAGACGGCACAAUCUUUGUACUCUAAAUUUUGAAAUAUUUAAAAUAUCUAAAAAAGCCUUUUGGCAAACUUUUACCAAUUCACUUCCUCCUUCAUUGCGGUAUGAUGGUAUGAAAUAUUCAAUAGCCAUACCUCUUUCAGAAGAAUGAGGACCUUGAAGCCGAUGUCUUUUUGGAACUUUUCCUUUGGCGUACCUCAGUAUAAAUUGAUCUUGGUCAAUUUUAUUGCAAGAUUUGUAGAACCCCUGAUGAAAACGUCUUAUGUCCUGCAUAUUAAGACGGGAACAGUCAUAACAGUGCUUGGAUCCGUUAGCUCUUUCACGAUGUCCACAAGUUGGAAUAUUUGGGAAUCCUUGAGCGGAGUGUCUGAAACAAAUCAUAUUCCGUAAGCUAAUUAAAUAACCAGUAUUUAAAACAGAAAUAAAAUACAAGCCGAUAUCAUAAAAACAAUCAAUGCUGUGAAAAUGUUAGUGUACAGUUAAAGGGUUUUAGGUUAUGUCAUCAUUGGAUAAACAUACAAAUUUAAUUAUGUUGUCCUGUAAUAAAUAUAGUUUAGCUUACCUCUUCUUUUUGUCCUUGGUUUUCUUCCAGUUAUCUACUCUUCUUUUUCUCUUUCUCGUGGAAUUGUCAGGCAUUGGUUCAACAUUACCGCUUUGUAAUAAGGUUACCUCUGGAUCAGCCAUAUUGUACAAAACAGAAAUAACUAAUGAAGUAAACAAACAAUUUCCCAAGAUGCACUGCUGUACAGUGUAGCCAAUAUAUAAACACAAAAUAAUAACUAUUUUGAAGGAACUGCCCACUUUCUGUUUGAAGAAUAUGUUGCCAAUGACUAUCAUAUGAUUAGGAAUUAGUCAGUUUUGUUGCAGUACUGCCUUGAAGUGUGCUAGUUGAAGCCUGGAGUUAGAGAGUUUUGAAACAGUAAUGGAGGAAGAUGAAUUAGCGAGUUUUAUUUCAGUAAAGGGAUUGGAUUUAGAGAGUUUUGUUGCAGUUGCAGUUUUUUACAUUGAUAUUUCCAUAAGAAUUAGAGAGUUUUGGAACAAGAUCUUUUGCUACCUUAUAAAACUCCCCAAAUACUGCCAAAUACUAUAAAAACCUCAAUUUCAAAAAUUUUGGAGUUAGUGAGUUUUGGAAUUGGUCGACUCAAUUCAGCAAGUUGGUUUCACAUCUUUCUGAGCAACAGGAAAUAGUUUUAGAGUUUUUGGGUACACCAAUAAUACACUUGUAUUAAAAACAAAUAAGGAACUUACAAUUAAUACAAAAGAAGCAUGUUUUAUAUAUAUAUGGUCCAAUGCUUUUGCAUUCCAAACAAUCUGGUCCUAAAUGAAGAAAACCGUUUUUACUGCCAAAAGCAGGAACGCAGAUACUCCAGGUGUUUGGAGUAUUUUAUAGUACUUUGGUAUUUUAAUUGGCUCAAGUCUAAGAUGGAAGUUGCAUUUUUAUGAAUUAUGUAAGAAGCUCUGUACAAAAACCCUUCUCAUUUGUAGUCUCAGACAAAUAAGUACUCCAGGGGUAACUAAAAUAGUCAACUUUUUCCUUUAAUUCUACUUAAAGUACAGCAUAAAGUCCUGGAGAGGAUAUAGAACAAAUCUAUAAGGAGUUCUUACGUCGCAAAAAAGAACUGUUGUACUGUUUCCACCAUUAUAGUUUGAGCAAUAAAAAAAACAUGCUGGAGCCAAACUGUUUAACAUGCUGCCAAGUGUAAAACAUACCACUGCACAACAAUUUAAGAGAGUACAUGACAGGUUGCUGGAAAGACAUUUCUAUUCCCUAGAAGUUUAAGAUUGAACACAGAAGGUAAACUUCACUUGAUUCCACCCAAAACUGCUAAAGCUACAUUUUUGGUUUCAACAUUGUAUAGUAAGUCUCUCAAAUUUUACCUGGUAAAGUAAUAACAUGUGCUUAGUUAAAUUUUUUUGUUAAACAGAAUAAUGUAAUAAAGUGAAAUGACUUAACUUGUAAAAUAUAAAGAUUUAUUGGAUUUGUAAUUGGUCCUAGACAUAUGAGCCCAAUUUCCUUACCAUACAGUUUGAUUUACAAAGAAAGAUAUUGACAAAAAGCAAAAAAUCUAAAAUAAUGAAGGUGCACUAUUGGGCGGUGUGAAAUAAGUGGGUAGGAGUGACCUUUGCUUUAAUUUUUAAAUUUAUAUAAUAGGGGAAGUAGCUAAAAAAGGAUAUAAACAUUGGCAUUUAAACUUAUUGUUUUCCACUUUUGUAGGUUAUAAAGUCUUGAACCAAAACAUUAAGUACCAUUAAACCAAGUUGGGUAUUUCCAGAGUCAAUACUGGUGGGGAAUUUGAUUUGUAUAUUUUAUUGCAUAUCGAAUUGUAGGUUUCAUUGUACGUAAUAACUCCAUUGUAAUAAGUGUUCAAGCGGCAAGACAAUAGAAAAACUAUUUUAAAGUUUCAGCACAAUUGGUUAUUUUAAUUAUAGAAAGUUUGUUACUGUGAAAAGUUUGUCACCUAAGUUAGUUCUGUAUUUUAAAACUGUGCAAUUUAUCAUUCAUCCUGUAUAAAAUUAAUUUUAAAGACAUUAUUAUGUAGCCUUAAACCUAAAACUGAAUAACACACUUCAUAAGAUUAAGAAUUUUAUAAAGAAUAUUUUAAUUCUUUAAUUUUUUAUUUGUUUAAAAAUUACUAGAUUAUUUUGUUGUAUAGUUUUAUAAAUAUUUCUCUUAGAAUCAAAGUAGUUAAGUAAGACUUCUUUGAUAAAUGUUUCAUUGUUUAUCGUAAUAAAUUUUGAGUAGUAGUUUUAUCUCAAAGUUUAAACUGAGUGUACUUUACAGUUUCUGCGAUUAAAAUAAGUAACAGUAAUAGUUAAUUAGUGUUUGAUUUUGUGCAGUUUUUCAGUGCAGGUUGUUGUAAACGUAGAAGGUCUAGGAUGUUGCCAGUGUGUGCAGUGUAGCCGUACUGUUAACUUGUUCUAAGGGACCCAAUCAUCGUAUUGUAGCUCUUUCUGUAUCUAUUGUAAGUAUAUUGUACCAUAAUAUGCGUCAAAUGAUUAUAAAUAACGGAACGUACAUUUUUGUGUCGUUGGCAUUAUGAGCCAAAACGUGUUCAUUGUUGUUAGCAUUCACUUUUAUAAGUUGAGUUCUAUUUAAAUAGCCUGGCAAGUGUUUUUAUUUCAGUAAAAAAAAAUGUAUGUAUUGGGUAAAAUUAUGUUGGUUUAAUAUAAUGUGAUUUAAACUUUUAAAUUAGUUUGAAUUUAAUUCAAGAUCUUAAGAGUCAACAAAAAGUUUUGCAGCAACAUGAAAAAAAUAUCAGAUUUAAAACACUAUUUCUUUUAAGUGUUAUAUGUGUUAGAUUAGUAACAAAAAUAAUCUCUUUCAAUAGAUAUAUACUUUUACAAGAAAUGCUGGUCAUUUCCAUUAUUCUGUGCUGCAGAAGUACAUUUCUUUAAUCUAUUUAAGUUUACAGGAUGUCUUAUUGUGUAUUGUUACAAAAUUGAAGAAAACUUCUAUGAUUGCUACAAGAAGGUUAAAAAAUUGUGCUCAUAUUCAUUCUUGAAUAUGUCUUAACUCUAAGAUAUAAAGUUUUGUUUAUAAGAUUGUAAGAUAGAGUGCUUUAUUUUAUAAAACUAAAUUUAAGCUCUUAUUUUGAUGAUUACUGUUGAUUAAUAAUUGUUCAAACAAAUUUAAAGGCAAGUUAUUUAUAACUUUGAUUUCAUAACUUUUUUGGCAUGGUUACAUAUAUCAUCAGUACAGAGAAUUUAUGUUAUAGCGGCUUUAAUUUAUUCUAUUUUUUUAUUAUAACUAAAAUUGUUUAAUUGACACACAAUGCGCAUAAAUUCACAAUUGAUCGAACAAGUACACCAUGAUUAAGCAUGCCACUUCCCACCAUACAGUUCGAGGACUUUACCGGCUCGCGUGACCUUGAGUGUGUGGAUAGGUGGGAGAGGUGGCGGGGUAGCGUUAUGCGCUGCGUCCCGAAAACAUUUUCUACGACUUAUCAAUGACAGCCUCCUUUCUCAAAGUCGUAUUGAUGGGAUAAACUCAUCUCACUCUCUAAAAAUCAGUCUGUUUUGUGACUGCUGAGUGAGGUGGUUUCUGGAAUUUUGUUUUUACUGAUAAUGUUUGAUGAUCUAAAGUCGAAAUUGAGAGGUAGAGUAAUUCUUAAAACCGUGAAUAAUGUUUAUGAAGGAAAAGACAGACCAUUAAAAAUUGAAGGUUAGUAAUCAGAGCAAAGCAAGUUUUACCACACAAAAUAGCUGAUAACGUAGAACAGUUAUUAGAGAAAAUUAUUAAUUGAAAAGCCAGAUAUUCAAGAGAAAAGGUUAUCAUAUUACAAAGCAUUAAAACAUUACGGAGAGCAAGGACGCCCUGUAAUAAAUUUAGAUGAGUCUUUUAUACAAUCGUCUCACAUAUCUAACCAAACUUGGUAUGAUGGCUCAAAUAAAGGGUUAUACGUUCCGAUUUACAAGGGCGAGAGACUGAUAAUUAUUUACGCGGGUAGAGAGAAAGGAUUCGUGCCUAAUGCUUUUACCUGUUGAAAGUAAGCAACCAAAAUGGGGACUACCACGACAACGUGAAUUGGGAAAUAUUUGUGAAGUGGAUAAAGGAAAAAGUGUUGCUGAAUUUAACUAUGAACCAAAUUCACUACCAAUCGUCGAUAAUGCAACCUACCACAAGAAACAAAUUGAUAAGGCUCCUACUUCAAAAAGCAUGAAGCAAGAUAUGAAGGUGUGGCUUUAAAAAAACAGAAUUCCUUUCAGUGACGAUAUGUUUUACCUGAACUGUACAAACUUGUGCAGCUAUAUAAACCAAGACAUGCCUGGUACGCCUUGAACAGAAUUGUUCAGCUGGAGGGUCAUGACGUCUUACGACUUCCACUCUACCACCUAGACAUCAAUCCAUUAAGUUAAUUUGUGUUUAAGUCAAAGGUUAUGUGGCUAAAAGGAAUACAUCAUAUCUAUAUCUCAAGCUAAAGUUCUCUGAGAAGACAAGUACCAAGUAUGGAUGUAGAAGAGUGGUCAGUAAAGUGAACAUGGAGAAAUCAGAAAGGAUUUUGCAGCCGCAGAACCCCCGAUUGACAAUAUUAUAGAAUCAUUUAUUGUAUCAGUUGGAGAUGGUUCGGAUACAGACAGCAGUGACAGUGGCCCAUAAGAGGAGGACCAUUUCAGUGGGAUUAAAGAACUCGAAUGAAAAGCAAUCAUUGUAGGUUACAUUUGUUAUUAUAAAAUUAUAUUUAUUCCAGUACUUUAAUUAACGAAAUAUUAUUGAAUUCACUGAAAAUUAAAUAAUUAGAGAAAUUCAAAUAAUAGCAAUAAUAGGAAAUAUAUUGUUUUUCUUUAUUACAUUUUUAUAGCUUUGUUUAACGUAUUUUCAAAAUAACUUGUUUGUUGAUAUUAAUUGGCAAAUCGAAAUUGUGAGUUUAAACUGACGUUAAAAAGAUUAUUGCGCCUUCAUCUCAGCGGCUGGCAUGUAAACGCAACCCGCCAUACACAUAGCGUUUAUUUGUUAAAAGGGUAGUAUUUGGGUUCCGUGAGCACAGCUGAAUUCCUCCUUCUGUACCAGCUGGCAUGAGGAAGAUUGGCUGUCACAUUUCAGACCCAGGCAAAUUAGUCAGAUCUGGAUCGAUUAGUCACUUAUCCAUUGUGUAUAUAUAUAUAUUCUUGAUCUGGAAUCAAGGCGAAAUAAACUAUGGAACAAAAAUACUAAGACCAGAAUAAAUUACAAUGGCCAUAAUUAUAUAACUUUUGGACAGAUUUUCUUGAUUGUGGCAAACUUAACAUUGGUGUUGGAAAUAUAAUUUACUCAAACCAGCAGUGCUCAUACAUGUGUAAAGCCUAUGAAAUUGUAUGCUGGCACAAGGAAUUGUUACUUAUAUCAUAGUAUAUUGUAAAAUGAAAUUUUGGAAAUUAUUCUACAGAUAUCUGGUUUUAUCAGGUGAUGGAUAAGUUUGGUUAUAUUUUAUUGAUGUCUUUUUAGGUAGUUAUUGUUUAGAUUGGUUCAUAUUGAUAGUUUUGUCCUCAUGUUUGAUUAUUUUAGUGGGUUUCAGUCUUCCACUGAAAGUUUAACAUUUAGGAGAUUGUGGAUCAUAAUGUUACAUGUAGCGAGUUUGUGUCCCCACCAUUGGUGAUGUGGGUAAUGAAUUGUUUGGUCAGUACUAGAACUGUUGUGUUUCAGUCCGUUGUUUGGAUAAUAACUGUAAACUCAAGAUACCGUUUUGUGGAAUUUUUGUCUAUUGCGCCUUUUAAACAAGGUUGGUAUCCUAUUGAUUUAACUUUUACCCCUUAUCUGCCCUUAACGUUGUGUUAACACAGGCGAUCCGUGUUAUCUCGUGCCAAACAGCUGCUUCGCUACACAACACCUGGUAGCUGUAAGAUGAUACACAUUGGCCUGUAGUUUUGAUAAUUGUUUAACUACAAUACUACAAAUCCACAGUAAUAGUAGUGCUGUUUAAUUGCUACAACACUUUGGUGAUCAACUAAGGAACUAUAUGAAAACACACGGUGGAAGUUUUCCUUGAUGUUAGAAACAGAAUGUUGUUUCCUAGUUUUUUCAAUUUUGUUUGUGAAGUCUUUUACUGUAAUUUUUUAUUUUCUAUUUUGAUUAUUGUUCAGUCGGUAUGGCAGGAAUUGUUUGUAACAAUUAUAAGAAAGUUUUAUCCAUUUUAGAAUGAUCCAGAUGUGUUGUUAGGCACUCGGUAGUGUGUAACUUUUCUGAGAAUGAUGGCGAUCAAGAUGUGGAUUCAAUUUAUUAACCACUAUCUGAAGUGGUGAAUCACAAGAUUCUGGCAGCAAAUUGAUAAAUGAAGAUGUUGCUCAAGAUGAUCAUGGUGGACGAAAAACAGGCUACAUGUGUUGCGGGGACGGUUAGCGGGCUACCCGAGUGGCAAGAUAACCCGUAACAAUGUUCACCUUGAAGAGUAGGAACUCAAGAGAUGACUCGGUACAUCGGGUUAAAAAUAAGUUUAUUGAAAAUAGUCACUUGGCACAACUCUGUUCACAACAUGUAAAAUGAAAACACCUGUAUAAAAUUACUACUGAGAAUAAACUAUUAACACUAUACUUUGUGGUACUUAUGUUUCACAAUUCCAACAUCUAACUAUUCUGCCUACUACCGCGACCGGUUCCUUGCUGUGCAGUCUGCGGAGACUGAUACAAAAACUGUGACCGUUCCUCACUGUGCAGUCUGCGGAGACUGAUUACUGCUGCGCCUCGCAGGGCUUAAAUAACACAACCCAUUAAGAGCGAUUAUCGCUCUGUACAUAUCAUUGUCCAAAGUGCUAAUGAUCUGUAGAUUGCUGUGUGAGCAGUGACAAUAAAUUUGUUAAUGAUAAUGUUGUAUAUCUAUUACUUAUCUAACGUCUACUCUUCUCACGCUAACACUAUUCUAGUUAUUGGUACACAUUAAAUAAUACAUACAAUCAUGGCUACAUGUUCUUACAUACUAAGAGUACCACCGGGUGACAGCAUCAUUGGAAAUUAGGCACUUAAAGAGUUAAGUUACUAUACAAUAGAUUUCUAUCUUAGUAGAUGUAAUCAUGCCAAAAGAGUGCUGGACCCAGAAUAAUUUAUCAUUGACAUACAUGAUGAUCACAAACACAUGAACCAAAUACUGUCAAUAUUGAGUUAAGGGAGCAAAUAUGAACAACAAUAGUAAAACAAAGACUUGUUAUUCUAAUAGACUAUGUUUAAGUGUAUAUGUUACUAAAAUGUUUCGAUUACUUUGAAUAUUAAUAUCAACAAAAACACUUUGCCAGCUAUUUAUUUAUGAUUUGUUGUUAUAAAUAUUGAACUGUGUACAGCUUUAUAUAAAUACUAAGAUUGUUGAAAAGACCAGUACAUGGCCUGUUGUUUGUUUCAUUUUGUUGGCUUGUAUUUGUUUGGUCCGGUUGUAGUUUUUAUUUUUUAUUUUGUUAUAGGUUGUUGUUUUAGCUGGAAAAAAAUCAAAAUAUUUAAUAGGAACUAAUGCUCUGUGCACUUCGGUGAAUUUAAUAAAAAUGUGCAUUUCAGUUUAGUUCCAACAGGAAAAACAAACAAUAUAAAAUGUUGUGGAUUUCUUUUCAACAAUUAAUUAUUGAAAAUAAAAUGUACAAAACAUUGUUCUUGUUGGUUUUUUGUAUCACUUCACAAAGUGUGUAUGGAAAUAAACAUUAUUUUAAGUAGGAAAAUUUAGACUACAAAAUUAUCUAAUCACUUGAUCAUGUGCUCAUUUAUUUGUUUUAAUUUUUUAACGACAUUGUAUAGAAAAUAUUUGUUAAUUUAUUUAAAUAUUAGUUUAAUUAAUUAGUCAUUGAUAAAUUUAUGUAUUUUAUGUAUUUUAUUGAUCAUGCAGGUCUGUGAGUACUUUCAAAUUUAAAUCAGUUAUUCUUUAAAUUAGAAAUCACAUUAUAUUUUUUGAAAUAAGUAACUAUUCAGUCAGGUAAGCACAGAAACUAAUUAUAUGUUAUGGUAUGUAUAGCUCAGUAGGAAUAUUCUGAGUGUAUCUGGUGUGUAGAUGUGGUAGCAAAAAGAACAGUUAUUAAGAACAGUUUGUGGUUCAUAGCAUUAAGUUGAACCCAUUCAUUAAAAUAUGGUAAUACAAAAUUUAAGUCGCCCUGCGUGUAACACUGAUGUAUACUGCAGAAGUAGUUGGCUAGUAUAGUAUUCUCAACGCUGCCAUAGAUCAAGCAUGAAGAAUUUAAAUAAAUAUUGUACAGUAUAAAUGAACAUUACAUACAAAACACACAGUGGCUAAUAUUCUAUUAGAAAAAUGUGAUAGUGAGCGUAUUAAUAAGUUUGUUUAACUAUAAUUAUGAACUCAAUCAAUUAUUAAAGCCCCCAUACACUAUCCAGCUUGGUCCGGUGAACCAGACUGCAGGUUAGUUUGAAGUUGGAACAUACAAAUGUUUGGUCUGGUUGGCAGCACAAGACCCAAACACGAUAUGUACACAGUUUGCGUGUGUCUACAUCUGAGCUGAAAAAUCAGAAGUUCACCCAACUCAGUAGGGUACGGUGCGCCCAUCAUCAUAAACAAUCAAACCCCAUCCUAACCUAGUCUACCAUCCGACCAAGUCGGACAGUGUUUAGGGGACUUAACCCUCAUUCACAAUCAUUGGUUUGUCCUUUCUGACAGGCCAGACAUCAGUAUAUUCCUUCUGCUGUACCAAACAUUCUAUAAGAUCUUAAAUCUUAAUUGGUGUGAAACGAAUGUCAUGUUUUAAAUAUUAAAUUUAACUGAUUUUUCCAAUUUAAUUUUAAAGAGGAAAUUAUUUCAUUAAUAUGAAAAAUUAUAUGGUGAAUAUCAUCAACAAUAUUUCUUAAAAAAAACAGCAAUAAUGUAAUGUAUGAAUUUAGUUUUAAAUCAGAUUAUAGGGUUUAUAUAAUAUGUUAAUAGGAAUAAAGUUUUCAAGCUUUACACUGUCACGAAUUUAGCGUAUAUAUGUUUUACUAUUCUGUUCAUAUAAUACUAGUCUUGUUUUAUAUCACACAUAAUCUUGGUUGUCUACAGUGUGACUGCUUUUUGUUUUUGUUUUGUGUAUUUUUUUAAUUCAAUUGAUACAUUAUUUAUAAAAUUUAAUAUAAGUAUGUUUUAUUGAGAUAACUUGAUUUUUAUGAUGGGAAAAUACUUUAAUGCUGUUUUAUAUUGUUUUAAGUAACAAAGAAUGAAAACUUCCCAGAUAUACAGGCUAAUAUUGUGUUUAUAAUCUGUAUAUUUAUCUCUCACAGCAUUUACAUUUUUAUGGUCAGAGAUAUUGUAUAUUUAUUAUAUACGAUGAUAAUAAAAUAUUUUAACUAACAUUGAAUAACAACAGUGCAAUAAAGCUGGAUCUUUCGUUUAUAAGUUUAUACUGAAUGUCAUGUAUAUUGAGACAACGCGACAUUGAAAUGCAAGAUUGCCAAGAUAUUGUAUAAACAUGAAUGUAAAUGUACACAAGUCAGCACUCUGUAAUUAAUGCUAAACACAUAUCUUAAAAUCAAAUAAAACAAUAUACUAAUUUAUUGAGUUUGAUUGAAAAAAUUAUUAUUAUGUUCGUAUUGGAAUGCCAAAUUAUAAAUAUGAAAGAUUGUUAUUAAAAUUCAUCAUUAUAUGCCCAUUUGUAUUUAAUUGUUUAUUAAUUGGGUGUCCUUUUAUAAACUCUCUAAUAAAAAAAAGUGAAGUGUUGGUCAGUUAGAUGUUUUGCGUAAAGUCCAUUUUCUGACAAAACGGUAUAAAUGAGGAAGGCAGGGAUUCUGCUAAAUCGAUAACAUAACACUCUACAUAAUACUGUUUUAUAGUUCAUACUAAUGUGUUAAUAUGUGUAGGACUACAUGCACAUAGGUUAUACACUUCAUGCAACCUAUUCAUUCGUACUGCGUUAUUUGUUAUGUUUGUACUUAGGUCAACAUGUUUUUUUUAUUAUGUUACAACAGUAAACUUUUUUGUGUUGCAUUAUUGUGAUUUCACAAAUCUAUAUUAUACUGUUAAAUCUGGUGGAGUUUAUUCUAAACGUGUGGCUGACAAACACUUCUUGUUUUUCUACAUUUUAUAGAGUUAACAAAUUGUAAUUGAUUGUACAUUGAAGUAGUUUUCAGUUUUACUAAAAAUUGUAACUAGUAUUCAUUGUGAAAAUAAUAAAAUUGUAAUCACUACAGGUCAGUCUGCAGCAUAAAUAAUUUGUAAUCUUUAUCACUGUUGUUACUUGUGUAUUUUAUAUUCAAUUAUACUGAGAAGUAUUCUCUGAAUGUCAAACAUAGAGGAACUAUACAGAUUUUACGUGAAAAAUCAAAAACAUGAUCAGUUCUUAUAUUUUAUGUACAACAUUUUUAUUAUUAAGCCUUAUUAAAUCUUAUAUAAUUUUUUAAUAAAUUGUAUGUAGUAACUAACUUACAACUUAUUAUCUUAUUACAGUACAUACAUAGUGCUGCCACAUUAAAAAAAAAAUAUAUCUCUCAGACUUUCUACCAAGUAAUUUUUAAGUAUUGUUUUCACCAGCUUCUGCAGGAAGUACUAGUACCUGGUUGUGACUUGUAGAAGCACUUUGUGGGUGUAACACUUUCUAGAUUAUUAUUUAAAGAAAAUUAUGUUCAAAAUUGAAGGUAAAUAUAAAAUAUUGUUUCUCUUUUUUUAACGUUUAAGAAAACCACUUUGUGAGGUUGUCAUUGUAUAUUACACAACAGUGUUCUCUGUAAUAUUUUGUUGAUAUUUUACACAUUAAGAAAACUUACAUUUACUACCUAUUUUUGUAGAUUGGCAGGGCCGUAGAUCUCAAUCCUGAAUGGUUUUUUAAAGGUAUUUGUCGCUUUUUGCUUGCAACUUGUAUCGAGCAAUCAUUUACCGUAUCACGUAUUCCACUUAUUAUGCUUAUAUUAUUAAUAUACUAUUGUAAUAUUUGAAGAAUUUGAAGACUUAGGAAAAGAACAAAUAAUGUAAAAAGCAUAUUGUAUCAGGCUGUGGUGAAUAUUGUUAUUUUUUUUGUAAUGAUUAAGUCUAUUCUGUGUUGGUCUCGGUUUAUGUAAGUACUUAAGUUAACACUAAUUAGUACUUUUCAUUGAGUUGUGUUUCAUCAGCUAAAUAUCAAAUGUGUAUAAUAAAGUUAUACUUUUUUGUA